Messenger RNA from Ophidiomyces ophidiicola, 957 nucleotides. RefSeq lists its product as uncharacterized. Lineage: Eukaryota; Fungi; Ascomycota; Eurotiomycetes; Onygenales; Onygenaceae. The record is from RefSeq and is a predicted model, not a curated record. Bases 1 to 957 code for a protein of 318 amino acids. The transcript has a single exon.
AUGGCUAACCCUUUGAUACCUCCGGAAGAUAUCAUGCUUCCUCCAAGCCCUCCUGGGCCAGUCAGCUCUUACGAAAGGCUUCAAGAAUCCCCUUCGCGACACUUUGGAACGGGCACCGCAACUACGAAAACUGCGAGCUUCAUACCUCCUCCAUUGCAUAUUCCUCCACCGCGGACACGUAGUCCACUAGCGAAAACACAUCUUCGGUCUCGAUCCUUUGCAGGACCCUCGGCAGCCCCGUGCAUGGCACGAGCUCAUUCAUCACCAGGCUUGGACUCGCGAGGCCGAUAUGUUCUUGCAAGCGGCAGUGGAAAAAUUGACCUGCCCCUCAGAAGACCCUGUCCCCCUCGGGCUUCGUCUGAGGAAUCAACCUCAAACAUGAAUAGUCUCAACGUUUCUGAGCCCAUAGCGGAGCAACCGGAGCUUCAGAACAUCUCUACUUCCUCUAAGGUUGAUCCGAUACCCGUUUCUCUCUCACCUAGCAUACAUCAUACUUUUCCACGACUACUUCGCCGUCCACCUUCCUCUCCACUUAACCCUUCAGCACCAACUGGUGGAUGGUACAGCAACCCUACCUCUUCUCCCUCGCAACAAAACUUGACAAUGACCACCCGAUUCAACGAGCCCUACCCAGCGUAUUCUUUCUCGUCUUCUUCCAUGCCCUCCACUCCCACAAGUCUACGCUCUCGCAGCCCCAGUAUCUCAUCGUUAGAAACAAUCCCGGAUAUCCCCGAUGCCGAAGCCGCUGCAAUAGAAGCCGAUCAGAUUGCAAAAUUGAAGGCUGCUGCUGAUAAUGCGGAAGAACUUAACGCUGGCAGUGAUACGGUACGGAGACGUGGCACGAUGGAUAUCCAUACUUCUCCAGGUUCACGAUUUGGCUUAAGCCGGAAACGGUGGAGCGUUUGUGGAGCUGAAGGGCGGCAGGACCUAGAUCUCGAGACUAUCUGGGAGGAUUAA